This is a messenger RNA of Pelmatolapia mariae (spotted tilapia), 315 nucleotides long. Its product is annotated as histone H1-like. NCBI's taxonomy places the organism in Eukaryota, Metazoa, Chordata, Actinopteri, Cichliformes, Cichlidae. The transcript has 2 exons. The coding region runs from base 6 to 296 and encodes 96 amino acids. The record is from RefSeq and is a predicted model, not a curated record.
ACACGAUGACAGGGGGAGCUUCACAAGCGCCCAGUGACUCUGCCGCCCAGGCCAAAGCUUCAGGGAAGAAGAAGAAAGGAGGACCCGUUGUGAGCGAACUGGUGUACAGAACCGUGGCCGCCUCCCAGGACCGCAAAGGUCUUUCCUACUACGCCAUAAAGCAGGCGCUGAGCUUCCAGGGCUACGAUGUGGAUCAGCACGGCUUCCUCAUCAAACGCGCCAUUAAUAUGCUGAGGUCAGCAGCACACAGACAGAGCACAGUCUGCAGGAUCCAGCUUUCUGUCUAUAAAAAGUGAUCACUCCAGACAUUAUCCC